Molecule: messenger RNA, 1524 nt
Organism: Penicillium digitatum Pd1
Lineage: Eukaryota; Fungi; Ascomycota; Eurotiomycetes; Eurotiales; Aspergillaceae
Source: RefSeq, a predicted model, not a curated record
AUGGAAGACACUUUGACCGACAAGCUCAUCUCAAUUCUCAAGGAUCGAAAUAUCUCAGCCAAGCGGGGGGUGAUUGACUCAAUAUUUGAGGAUGACAGAAAUGUGAAAUGGGCGUCCAAGCAUCUGCGCCCUGACACGCUGCUAUCAAAAGAUGAGCUCGCAUACCUGAAGCUCGAAAACUCCGGCGCUCUUCAACUUGUUCUCAGCAACUCAGACCUCGGCGCAACACGGCCUAUCCUGGAAGAUGAACUCCGCAACGCGAUCGAGUCUCUCGAAGCCUCAACAGCAACAAUUCAGAAACAGACUGAGGCUCUGAAGUUCCAAUGUGCAAGCCUCAAUACGAAACUGAGUCUGGAAAAUAAUGUAGAGCAGCUGCGGAGCCGAGAUCUUGCUCGGCUGCAAAAGAAACACGAAGCGGGGAGGCAAAAUACUACAAUGGCGGCAAUUGAACUUGCGGAUGAGUUGGAGGCCGAUUUCAAAACCGCGACGGAUAAGUCGGGCGCGGAAAGCAAGAGAAUACUCGCUUCCCUGUCUACCCGAUUAAAGCGGGACGACAAGGCGCUCGCGAGUCUGGAAACGCUUAUUUCCAGUAUCAAGUAUCGUGGGAAUGAUGCAUCUACGAUUAAGCGCACGAACCAUCUCAGUGCGAUGCUGUCAGACUAUGUGGCGGAGGAAAUACACUACCGUCUCGAUCGACUAUAUCUGGAAACCAUUCACGCAGGCGGUUCAAAUCCCGAUGUCAUGGAUGGGACAGCGAGCACUGCCCUGGAGGAAGAACUCGAAUCUUUGCAUCCGGAGAUCGAAAUCUUAGCAGAAAUGUCGACCAGGCAGCAGUUCCAUGAGCCUAUCCUCCGUGAACUCCAGAACGAGCAUGAUCAGCUGCGAGUGGCGGCGCAGGAGAAAUUGGAACAGACACUCGACAUGUUGAUCGAGAUGACUUUGUCAACGCAAGAUCUCACAAACCAACUCGGGGUCCGGGAAUCGUCCUCGGAACUAUUAGAACAGCUAGCCGCGUUAUAUCAAUCUGAGGUAGGCAAUGAACUUGUUACACAGUCAUCAUCCCGACGAGAGUCUCUGCGACGCCGAUCGUUACAGCCAGGCCUCCUUCUUGCCACCCGGACGCCCACUGCGCCCGUAGUUGCCCAGCCCUCACUUGAAAGACUUCUGAGGCGUUUUGGUGUGCCACCGGAAUCAAUCCUCCACCCGCGCGAGAAUGGAGGGGUUGGUGACCUCCAUGAGAAGCGAUUUCAUAUUUCCGAAACACUUCACGGUCUCAAUAUAGCGGUGGACGCUCCUCUGGUGACUUAUCUGACACCGUUAGAUAAUGCAUCCCAGCUUCUUCGUUGCUCGUUACACGCCAACUCUCACUAUGAAACAUCACUGCGCGAUCCUUCAGAGGAAUCAGCGCUCUCAGGCCUCGAGAAAGAACUUGCGAGUCUUCAAGACGGGGCCCAGAAGCUCAAUUUGGAUGUCCUCCACCAGCGUGAUAGCAACCAGGAUAGAUUAAUUGAAAGGUGGACCUAG